Messenger RNA from Mollisia scopiformis, 679 nucleotides. RefSeq lists its product as uncharacterized. The transcript has 2 exons. NCBI's taxonomy places the organism in Eukaryota, Fungi, Ascomycota, Leotiomycetes, Helotiales, Mollisiaceae. The record is from RefSeq and is a predicted model, not a curated record. The coding region runs from base 196 to 627 and encodes 143 amino acids.
CGCAAAGAGUAAGCAAGUCCUUAUAUCUACUGUCUUCUUUCUUCUUGCGCUCCACCUUCAAUUCAUCUUCAACUCAUCUUCCUUUCCACCAAAACAUCAACAGUCAAUGAUUCACCCCUCUUGAAGAGCUCAUUUAUAACGCUCUGAUCUUUGCAACAACGAACCACAACAUCGUAAAGAUCAACUAGUGGAAGCAUGUCUUAUCUCAGAAACAAACAACACAUGCGCCCAAGACCACGAUGUACACACCGCAAUGUAUUCAAAGCGCCGCGCAUCUACACUCAAGAAGACCACCACAUAACAUACAUCAUCGACUCCUACACCAUCCAAAUUACCUGGUUCCAGUCAUCCCACAUCCCAUCUCAACCUAGCCAGAAAGCUGCAUUCGAAAGGCUCGUAGCAGAAGCUGCUCUAUCCUUAAAUCAAACUGAGGUUCAUAUCAGAAGCAAGCUGCAAAAUGAUGCGACUGAGGGCGGCCAGGUGGUGCACUAUGAUCGGCAUAUUCUAGUGUGGUUUCCGAAGAUGAAGAGGGAGGCGCAUGUUUAUGUUGGACCAACUGAGGUGGUUAAGAUUGAAGAGUUGAGAGUUUGGAGGAGGGAGGGAAGAGUUGCUGUUGUUUUGUGUUGAGGCAGGGAUGGAGGGGUCUUUCUUUCUCUAGAAAUCACGGAGAAAAUGGCGG